Molecule: messenger RNA, 6384 nt
Organism: Naegleria fowleri
Lineage: Eukaryota; Heterolobosea; Eutetramitea; Acrasida; Naegleriidae
Exons: 1
Coding region: 1-6384 (2127 amino acids)
Molecular function (GO): protein binding
Source: RefSeq, a predicted model, not a curated record
AUGGUAGUGGCUCAAGUUCCUUCCUUAACCCUUCUUUCAACGAAUCUCUCCGAUACCACAACAGGUUCAGCACUUUAUUACGAUUCUAAUUCUCAAUUAUUGUAUUCAUUCGGAGGAGUCGAGAUGAAUAGGGGUUCGAAUGGAAAUUUGGUCCUUACGACGCAUGACACGAUUCAAAUGGCUUCGGUGACAAAAUCGUCGACGAACCAAAACUCGAAUGGUGGUUUCGUGGGAAGUGUGUUGGGGCUGUCUGGUAAUUCCAUUUCGAUUGUUGCUAAUUUGCCCUAUCCUACAAGUCAUUAUGCUUUUCACGUGUUAAAGAAUGUGACAACUGACAGCAAAUCGUCUUCAACUUUACCAUCAUAUGCAUACAUAUUUGGAGGUUACAAAUCAAAGGCCAUUCAGCGAGCUUCAUUAGACUCUUUAACCCAAUUUACCAAAGUGGGAGAAUUACCAGUUGAGAUUUCAUUUGCAGCUUCCAUAAGGACUGAAACUUCACUCUAUCUCGUUGGUGGAUUGGCAGAUGAUCGAUCGAGUGGUAGGUCUUCCAUUUAUUCUGCAUCGAUCAGCAGUCCGGUCAACUGGAAGUUAUUGACCUCCACUUUUCCAGUAGCGAUUGUGUCACCUGUCGUAUUAACUUAUAAGAGAACUGUGUACAUUAUUGGAGGAUGUAAUUCUCUUUCGUGCUCAACGAAAUAUAGCACCACUUAUGUUUCAUCUUUUGAUAAUUUGACACAGUGGUCUUUGUCUUCAAACACGUUGCCAUGUUCUGUGAGUUUUGCGAGUACCUUCAUGACAAGUGACUUUGCAUACAUGAUUGAGGGAAGUAGUGAUCUAGCAAGAAUAUUAAGGGCUCCCUUGAGUGAUUUAACUUCUUGGACUUUGAUCACCUUGGAGUUUCUAAAUAAGGCCAUUUCUCGAGCGUUCAUAACAAUUGGUUCUUCCGUAGUGAUAUCUGGAGGGUCGUAUAUUGGAAGUUUUGAUUCAUACUCGAGUAAAAACAUUGUGACUGUGUCAGAUACGACCGUGGUUGCUAAUUGUUUUGGAGUUCUCGCCAGUAAUACGAGUUGCAGUGGGCGUGGUCAAUGUAUUUCAACUGACAAUUGUCAAUGCAUCAACUCUACCUACUAUGGUGACAAUUGUCAAUAUACCAAGUCGACCCAGGUCACUCCCGUUUGGAAUGCAACUUCAAAUUCAUCGAAUGUAUCACCCUCCUGGAAUGCGACAUUGCCAAGUAUGAAUGACCAAUCCCAAAAUAGUUCUUCCGUUUUGACAUCUUCGAAUACGACAACCAAUGCGAUGAAUAACCUCGCCAGCAAUUUGACAAAUGCACUCAAUAAGACCAAUGUGGACAAUUCUUCUUCUGCAAUCAGUCCUGGUUUAAACAACCCUCCAAAUCUAACUGACAUUGGAGGAUCUUUACUCUCAAACACUUCCAAACCAAUCCUUGAAACCAAUGUCAACAACACAACUUCAUGGAAUGCCACAUUAAACCCCAGUAUUUCUAUGAACGCUACCAUACUUCCAAUGAUCACAAAUGAGACAUCCUCAAACAACGCAUCGAUUGCGAAUACCACUGGUUGGGUUGUGAUGAACAAGACAAUGCUUGUAAAUUCAUCGGUUUUAGAUGCGAAUUUGAAUGAUACAAAGAUCACUCUCAACGUCACUUUAAAGAUCAACAAUACAAAUGAUGCUCUGAAUGCAACUACAAUAAGAAAUUCAUCAAUUAGCAAUCAACUUCUUGAGAAUUCUAACCUUACGAUAGGUGGCAAUCUUUCUUUGGUGAACGUCACAAAUUCCAAUCAAACCAUCAGCACUGAAACAAAUACAACUUUGAUCCGUAACAAUGGAACUUCUUUCACGUGCUUGGGUGUUCCUAGCAAUUCCUUAUUAGUCUGCUCUGGAAGAGGAAAAUGCAUUGCCCGUGACACCUGUCAAUGCAACUCUUCAUAUUUUGGGAUUGAUUGUUCAAAAUAUUCAUGCUUUGGGUUCUUGUAUAACGACACUGAGAAAGCAUGCGGAGGAUCAAACAGAGGAUGGUGUGUAGCACCUGACACUUGUCAAUGUGUGAAUAACUAUACUGGUUUGACCUGUCAGGACCUUGUCAAACCACAAACAUGGUCAUGUUUUGGAAUCGACUCAAAAAACUCCUCUGUUUGCUCUAACGGACAAGGUCAAUGUAUCGCCAACGACACAUGCCAAUGCUUUCCCACCUACCAAGGUUCUCAAUGUGAAAUCUCUUCAAAAACUUUUUCCGUUUCCCUCGACGCUCGUUAUUAUUCUGUGAACAUUGAUCAGCAAUCCAUGUUGAACUUAAAGGUGCAACUCAUCACUCCCUGGAUCUCCAAGAAUGAAACCUCGAUCGACCGAUAUCAACUCACUUGCUCGAAUUGCUCUCGCCUUUUUCCUUCUCCUCAAUUUUUCAAAGAUUCUCCGAGUGAAAUCUCUUUAGAUGUAUCCUUGUUGAGCCCUUUCGCUAGUUAUGAAUUUUCAUUGACAGCCAUUAAGAGUAAUACAACCGAGCAGUCACAACCUUUUGUUUUCUAUAUUGAUGUUACAAGCACCAAAUUGAAAACAAAGGAUGCUUCUCCGCUGAUGAUUGACAGCUUGGUGAUGACUGGCCUUCCACCAGCAUUUAUUUACAACGCCACUGAUACAACAUUAUUAAUCUCAAUUUCACAACUAACUUUCAAUUUGCCAUUCCCAAAAUUUUUACAAGAUGGAAAUUGUUCAUUUUCAUGUCCGUUUCAAAGCCGUGUCGAAUUGAGGUUAGUUAAGGAAAUUGCAAAUUCAAUUAAGGAUUCAAAUUUGAUGGAUGCAAAGGUUCUCUACACUUGGGAAAAGACGUCUCAAUAUUCACUUCUGUCAGAUUUAAGUUUGCAAUUGAGCCCUUUCAUUUCCAUUCAGCAGUUAAUUUCAAUACCAUGGUCAGAAUUGAUUUACCCCUCAUUGAAUAAUCGGAUUGAAAUUGAAUUUUCCUUUCCAACUUUUAAAAACGCUUCUCGUAUCCUUUCGAUUCCAAUAAUUGAAAUGCCCUCUCCUCCUUCAGAUUAUUUAACCAUGACAAGUGUCAGUCCAUCAUCAGGAAUGGCCAUUUUAGAUCAAUUCCUUGUUCAAACGUCAGAAUGGAUAUCAAAUAGUGCUCUUUCACCUCUCACCUAUGCUUUUGGAUUUUAUCACAUGUUUUUGAAUGAAAGAAUCCGAGUCACAGAUUAUCAGGAAAAACCAAGUACCUCUCUUCCAUUGCCAUAUUUAUUCAAGUCCAUAACAACCACCAACUCAAGUGGCUCUUCUUCUUUCUCACCUAUUUCAACACAAAAGAGAAUUGAAAUUGUGUUAUUUGUGAAGGAUGUCAUGGGCCAUGAACAAUCUCAAAAGAUUGGUCUUGUGAAUAUAUUACCUCUCAAUCAAUCAAUGGCUACAAAUUUGAAAUCCAUUUCACUCAAUUCCAUGCAACAGACGGUGUUGGCUUACGAUCAAUCCUUUCUUCAAGUUGCCAACAACAACACCAAUCUCGUGAUUGAUGUGAUUUCGAAUGUGGAUGUGAAAGACGCCAAAAGUUCUCUGAAUGUAUUGAACUCUGUCACUUCAGAGACGAAACUCAUGGACGAUGGACAAGUUCUUUCAACCGUUUCUUCUCAAGUGAAUAACAUUCUAAACACACUUUUAAAUAAUUAUGAACAGGAAAGGAACAAUUACGGAUUCGUUGUGAACAAAGUUUCUGAUCAAGUCACAAAGACCGCACUCAACGUCGUGUCCAACAUUCUUGCCUCGAGUGUGACACCUUCAUGGACAACAAUUCCUGGAAGCUCACUUUCAAAGGAGCAAUUAGAAAGCCCACCUAUUGAUUCAUUGGUAACAUCCUUGUCUAAACUCAUGUUGCAAACAGUCGUUCCAACGGUUCUAGACAAUAGUUUCUCUUCAGUAUUACCAACUCUUCAGUAUUCAAGUGCCAUGUUGAAUACGACAGUUGCAUCGUUUGUAGUGAAAACAAAAACGAAUCGAAAGGUCAGUCGAGAAUUGAAAAAUGAGAGUUCAGAUCUUGCCUUAUUGCAAACAGAGAAUACUCAAGUGACGCUCAAUUUAUAUGAACUAGUGGAGAAAUAUUCAGGAUAUAACACAACGUUGGGUCUGUCUCUGGUGUCAUUUGCCAAAAAUCCAAAAAUGGAUAAUUUCACCAAGUCACAUUCAGCUGGUGCGCUCGUUCAUGAGUUUAAAUAUCAUCAAGACAACAAAAUUGUUCAGCUCUCUGAUUUAAAAACCCCAAUUUCUUUACAAUUUCAAAUUCCUUUAGAGAAUCGAAUGAUGCUAUCAGAAAUUCGAAAUAUGUCAACGAUGAAUUUGACUCGUAAUAAUUUCACAUCAAUUAUAGAAACAAAGGAAGAAACCUUUCUUCGUUGUAUGUAUUGGGAUGAGAAGAAUAAUGAAUGGAGCGACUUUGGAUGUGUACUUGCAAGUUAUGAAAAUGGUACUGGAGUUGCCACUUGUCAAUGCAAUCACACAACCAAAUUUAGUACUUUUAUUGAAUUUAGAACAAGAAACUGGACGACCAUCAUGCAACACAAUGAGACAAACGCCUCUCUUCUAGGCUCAUUCAUACAUUACGAGCUUUAUGUUCAGUAUAUGGAAAUUGCUUUUGGUUUUAUCUUUGCUUCUCUCUCCAUCCUAGUUUUACUACUUUUAGUUAUAUACAGAAAACACCAACCAGUGUCGAGUAGACUCAUUGCUCCCUAUUUAGGAAUGACCGCACUUCUCAUCGAAAGCAUUCUAGUAAGCAUUCUUCAAAGAGCUCUUUCUCUCUCAAGUGGCACUAGCAACGAUCCAUCACAAGACAAUUCCAGAAACGAUUCGAACAUCAUUGUGGCUCUUGUUGAAAACAUUUCACUUAUUGUAGUGAACACUCUCAAUUUGACUGCCAUUCUCUCCUAUUUCAUUCAAGUGGUUCGAUUUCAAUUCAUGAAAGCACUCUCUCACAAAAUGUUAUUGAACUCAAAGAGAAAUGUAAAAUCCAUGUUGAGACAUAUUCGAUGGUUGAGAUUUCUCACUUCGAGAUGGUUGUUUAUAUUGAUCAUUGCAUUUUCAGUGAUUGGAAAUUUAGUGUUUUGGACUUUGUGGGUCAUUUUGAGACGAUUGGAUAUCAUUUCGAGUCAAGUCUUUACCACGGUGACUAGUUUGUCCUACAUGUUCAUCAUCUUGGGCUAUAGCGUCUUUAUUUGCUUUGUUAUUGUCAUUGAUUUCAUACGGACCUGUCAACAAUCCACCAUUUCAUUUCAAAACCCAUCGACACAAGUUGAAAAUAAUGUCUCCACUCCUCAACAUGAUACUCUCACUAAAAGCAUCUCUUUUAAGAGAACUGUAUCACUGUCUCGUGUGAAAAGUGAAAGUACCAUUCAGAGUCAUCAGACACAUGUCACGAGUGCUUGUCCAUUGAAGAAUACAGAACUUUCUGUUCAACAAAGAAGUUUUUUGAGAAAGUUAUUUCAUCUCGAUACUCCUCUCUAUUUUAGAGCUGAAAUGAUGUUGUAUUUGGUGUGUUUUUUGUUUAUGAUGGUUCAAUUAGGUAUUGGAUUUGCAUCACAAUUUUACGAGAAUCAUUUGUUUAAAGUUUUUACAAGUGAUGGUGGAUCAUUGGAUUCUGAAGAAGAAUUCAAAAUGCACAACAAUGUCAUGGUCAUGUCAUUACUCAUUCUCAAGAUUUUCUCCCUGUUGAGUGAAAUUUGCUACACCAUUUGUUACAUUGCCAUCUUUGGUGGAUUUUCAUUAUUUGUGUUAUUUAAAUACAAACUCAAAUCGAGCAAAAUGUCACAUAGCUCCACAAACAAGCAACACAUGAACACCACAAGUACCACAAUUGGAGAUUUUGCAACAUCAAAGACAAACACUGAAGAAUAUCUUUUCGAAGAGUCUGAAGUUCUCUCUCUCAUCAGAGACGAUUUAGGAUUUCGAUUAUUUGAAGAAUUUUCUGAAAGGGAAUUCUCUUUAGAAAACUUGUAUUUUUAUUUGGAACUCUAUUCCAAUCAGAAUAUUAUUUUAGGACAAGAGAUACACGAACUUCCAUCUUUUUUGGAACAAUUAAAUGUCAAUUAUAUUGCAUCCACAGCACCGUAUGAAGUGAACUUACCUUCACAGGCAAAACAAAUGUUUUACGAUUUGAAGGAGUUUGUGGAGCGUUUAAAGAUGAAUACAUUGAUAUGGAAUGAAAUGAACAAUUCAACACCAUCCUCGACUCUGAAUAGUGAUGACGUGCUGCAAGUGGAUUCUCUGAGAGAGCAAGACACUAAAGACCAACCCAUUUCUGAUCAAGUUAAGGAAUUGAGAGAACAAUUAAUAGUAUGCUUUGAUCGAUUGGUGAAUGAAGUUUUUGUGAAUUUAGGUAAGUUCUGA